Salvelinus sp. IW2-2015 is the source of this 4870-nucleotide messenger RNA. The record is from RefSeq and is a predicted model, not a curated record. Lineage: Eukaryota; Metazoa; Chordata; Actinopteri; Salmoniformes; Salmonidae.
GGGUGGGGGGAGAGUGAACGCGUAUGCAUAGCUUCGGAGAGAGAAGCGCAUGGCUUGGGGGAGAGAAGCAUGCACGCAGUCGAACAGCGCCAGUUGAGUGUGGGACGUCUACCAAUCUUYGUCUACUACAAUACCGUCUCUCCCCUCCUCAAGACAAUAUCCUAUAGGCUCAGUGUCGAAGGGCCUUUAUGCAUUAAAACCAAUAAUGUGAGAACCCGAUGCAGACCUCGUGUCAUGGACGUUUAAUUGUAACAACCGUUCCAUUUUAUUUGUGUCGUACAUUUUCUUAACCSGCGGUGGAAUCAUCGAUUUACACUAACCUACUGACACCUGGAUUGAGAUGCGGCAAUGUUCAGAGCAGUAUGCACACGUGUAAACUUCUGCUGGWUUUGGCUGGCUGUUCUGUUUCUGCUGAAAGUAGAGGAUGUUGRCGCGUACAGCUGUCAUGAGGUGAAGACCGCUUUCCAGGUGCGACAGAUCGGUCCGCUGAAGUGGGUACCGGAGACACCUGGAACAGAUGUGGACCUGUUGGUGUGCAAGCACCAGGGCCCGUCCUGCUGCACCCGCAAGAUGGAGGAGAGCUACCAGGUGGCGGUGAGACGAGAGACCCUCCAGAAUGUCCGCUCCUACAGCUUCGAGCUGAAGUACCUCAUCUCCGGCCACGCCACCGCCUUCCAGGACACCUUCCAGUACCUGCUCUCCUUCUCCCAGGGCCACCUCUCCUCCCUGCUGGAAGACACCUACUCUCCCCUCUCCCGGGAGGCCCUCCCCCAUGUCAACGCCCUGUUCUCCUCCCUCUCCCUCUACAUCGGUGGACACAACCUCUCCCUCGAAGCUGCCGUGGCCCGUUUCCACGACAACCUCUUCCCGCUCGUCUACGGGCGCCUGGUCAACCCGGGCGUGGGCGUCCAUGGUGGCUUGUCCGGCGAGCGGGGCGAGUGUCUCCGCGCCACACGGCAGGACGUCAACCCAUUCGGCCAUCACCCCGAAACGCUCGCUCAGGAAUUGGGGCGCACCCUGGGCGCCGGGCGAGCCUUAUCCCUGGCCCUCGCCGAGGGCACCGAAGUCAUGAACGCCACCGAACACGUUUCCUUCACCAAAGAGUGUUUACGUGGCUUGACCAAGAUGCAGUACUGCUCGCACUGCCGUGGGCUGACGCUGAUCAAGCCGUGCGUGGGCUACUGCCUGAACGUGAUGCGCGGGUGCUUGGCGAGCGUGGCCGAGCUGGACGGGCCCUGGCGGAGGUAUGUGGCGGCUCUGGAGGAACUGACCAAUGCUGUGGCCGGACAACACAGCCUGGAACUGGCCCUGCUUGGAGUCAGGGGGCACGUGAAUGAGGCCAUACUACACGCUCAGCUCCAUGGGCCCACGCUGACCGCUACGGUGGACAAAGUGUGUGGUCGGUCAGCCAAGGAGCCCCGCACCAGCGUCCACCCUGACCCCGCCCCAGAGGUCACGACCUCCACGGUGACAUCAUCGACCGUCACUCCCUCCGACCCCCCCUCCAUCCCCCCACCAGAACAGCUGAUGGGACAACUUGCCCACCUGAGGAGGGAGUUUCUGAGCUACAUCCAGCGCUAUAAGUCAUUCUUUGCAGUGCUUCCAGAGAUGCUGUGUGAGGGAGAGAUGGUGGUGGACGACUUUACCUGCUGGAGCGGAGACGACGUGGUGGAGAGUUAUACAGGCAGAGUGGUGGAGAACGGUCUCCAGGCCCAGAAGCAGAACCCCGAGGUCAAAGUUCGCAGCCCAAACCCCGAACUGGCCGAGGUGAAGAAGAGGCUGGAGCGAUUCAACCAGGAGAUUCAGGACAUGCUGCCAGGGCUGGGCCAGAGCGAGUCCUGGGGGGAGCUGGGUAGUGCGACACAGAGGAUGGCAGCGGAGACUGUGACGAUGAAGACGGGUGUCAAGGAUCUGGAACGGGGGCGGUCAGGUAACCCUGGUGGUCGUGCUCCCCCGGUGGUGAGGGUGAGAGGUGCAGGGUGCCCCCCUGCCUGUCUGUUUCUACCCACGGCCCUCACCCUCCUCCUGGUCACUCUGGCUCUACAGUGGAGCAUGUUGUGAACAAAUCAUAGUGCCCCCUACUGACCUGGCCCCAUCCACACACACAGUAGAGACUACACCCCUACACCACCUCCUAUGUACCCCAACCCCAAUGCACAGACUGGACUGGGGUAGAGGAAGGAGGAGGGGUGAAGAAAUGCGAAUAGGACGGAGAGAGAGGGAGGAGGGGGUGAAGAGAAAAGUAGAGAGAUGUGUGCGUGUGGGGGGGGUCAGUGUGGAUGGGGACGGACAGGGAAUGUGUUGUCCCCAUAGAGACGUGAGUGUGUGUGUACGAGCUCCUCACAGGCAGAUUGUUACAGUACUCAGCCUGCUGCUUCCUGUGUGUAUGCUGUGGACUAGGCUCCUCCACAGCUCUCCUGCUCUCUGCUUUAACAAUGCACUCACAUUCUCUGCCACUGGGACGGACUACCACGCAGUGGGACGGACUACCACGCAGUGGGACGGACUACCACGCGGGACUUCUGGGCCUCAAUAUGCAAAACUCGCUCACAUACUCACGUGCACGCUUUCACAAACACACACCUACACUAACACAUAUGCAGGCAAGCAUGCAUACACUCGCGCGCACACACACUUUUCACUCUGCUGCUGGUUUUCUGUGUUGUCAGCUACAGUACUUACCUCUGUGGAUACUUUUCAUCUUUAGCCAAUCUUAUCCUGGGUUUCAACGCCAUUGGGCAGAGUUCACUUAAUUUUAAAACCCUCAACUGUUUAUAUGCUCUAAAGGAUUAAUACAUAUAAGAAAUGCAUGCUGGAUUAAUAAUACAAUCACUUUCCACCAGGCCAGCCUAGCCGAUUGGACCCACUCUAAUUGAUUAAUCGUAAUCCACAUCAUCAUUUUGUAUUGCCUGUUGCUGCAGGGUUAUUUUCCUUCUGUAGCAAACUGGCUCAAAUGAAGAUCCCACGUCUGUAUGCAACAGUAGAAUGUAUCGAUCUCAUUGGUAGAGAAGGACAGACACGCACACGUUCGUCAGAUGCGGCAUGAUUUGUUUGAGUAUAUUUAGAUAUCGUUCUAUUGAACUCUCCCAACAGCAGCCCUUUAUUGAUGGAGUUGAAUGGAUAAAAUGUGUCUGAAUAGAUUCUAUUUUGUUUCUAUUUUGUUUCCUGAAUAGCUUUGAAUGAACUGUGCUUUUCCCCGUAUUAAAUGAAACGCAAUGCAGUAGUAUCAGAGAUAUAUUUUGUAUCACGACUAUACCAAGAAUGUACACGUGUCUUUUCAUACACCAACAUGCUAUAUGAAGUGUUGGCAUCUUUCUUUCACCAGAAACCAUCGGUCAAAGCCUGUUUGUACAUUGUUGAUUUACUAUUGUUCGUCGUUCCUCCAUUUUUUGUUGUUGUCUGUGUUUCGCUCUUUGAAUUGCACAUAUGUAUAUCUACCCUUCAUAUAGUUAUCAUUGUUUUGUUACGUUAGUAACGUGAGACCGUGUACUGUAUUACAUUGCAACAGUCUGUUACCUCUACGGAAAAACAACAACAUUGUUUAUGUUUUUAACAGCCUGAUACUUAAUUUCAUGCUACUCUGCAUCUCUCUCUUUAUCUCCCUCUCUCGCUCGUUCUCACUCAUCUGUCUCUCUUUUCCAUAACCCAUUCAAUUACUUUACUUCUGUUUGGACAAUGUGAUCAAAAGAUGUAACCAGCUUAUUCUACAGUUCCCAUAUUAACCCAUAUUUAGGAUAAUAACCGUUGAGCAAUACAUUAUAUCACUAAUGCAGAAACAUACACAAUGCAGUUACAUACAUGGCAGGGCAUUUCUAUCGCUUCAUCAAAAUAUUCAAUCAAACUUGUUGUUUGAUUUAAUAUUUUGAUUGAAGUCUGUUGUAUUUUUAUUUAAUUUUUUAGAAGGGAAUGUUUCUUUGGUUGGUACCGUAGAGGUUUGUACACUUGAAGUGAUUCGAACCAGGAGAAUGAAUGUCUCAAAAAACACAGAUGUUUAUAAUGUUUAGGCCAGUCGGUUUUUGCUGACCACGGGAUCUGACGAGUGAAAACUAUGCUACAUUUAGCCUACACCUGGUUCAUGUUCAAUAGGGCACGCAAAGGAAAGUGAAAAUAAGACGUUAUCAUGACCUCUUUUUUUAGUUUUUUUCUUGCUGCCUAAUGAACACAACCCUCGCCUCCUCUUUCUGCUGACAAGGGCGUGACCUAUAUUGGGCGAAAAGUACUUGCUGUGUCUCCAAAGUUGGAGUUGUGCAUUGCUUCCCGCAGUUUCUGUAUCGAACUGAGUUGGCCUAAUGCAAAGUUGGCCGUCAGACAUUUUGUUUUCAGGCCACAUUCAGAGCUGUACUGUCUACACAUCACAUGGUCACUGUCCUCUCUGCUGCAUUUCUCAUCUACCAUUUCCUUAACUCGCAUCCAAUGCAUUUAGAUCACUUACUAUAGCAUGUGUAUAAAUGUAUAUAUUUUAAGUCCCUCUCAAUUUGUGGUUUCAUUUCCUUUCUUUUAUAUUGGAAACAUCACAGUGUAAGAAAUGUGGUGUAGUAAGGUAUAUCACAUUUAUUCUACUAUAAUGCUGUGCUGAAGAUUUUCCCCAUCAGCAAGUUUACUAUCGUAAUGGCCAUUGAGUGUGAAUGCAGUGGACAUUUGCCUGACAACUGAUAUGGGCUCUUUCUCAAUUAAUCUUUCUCCUAUUCCUUGUAUCCUCUCUCCACGCCUCAUUCUCAAACCGCUUUGGAGAAGAAAGCGAGCGGAGGGACCUUGGACCUUCUCCAAUAGGGUUGAGAAGGUGGUGAGGAAUCCCGGAAAGACUAGUUAAGAUAGAGCCAUUGUUUUCAUCCUAUAUGACUUAUUGCUUAUUAAAGGGCUCCCACUGUUA